Molecule: messenger RNA, 381 nt
Organism: Schistocerca piceifrons (Central American locust)
Lineage: Eukaryota; Metazoa; Arthropoda; Insecta; Orthoptera; Acrididae
Exons: 3
Coding region: 1-381 (126 amino acids)
Source: RefSeq, a predicted model, not a curated record
AUGUCAGCUGGAGUAGAUGAGGUGCCAGUAAUACUAGUAAAGAAAAUAGCUAAUCAAAUAGUGAAACCAUUGGUGCACGUAGCAAACUUGUCAAUGGCUGAAGGCGUGUUUCCAGAGAAACUGAAAAUUUCUAAAGUCGUUCCCCUGUUGAAAAAGGGCAAUAAGCAUAUACUAAUGAAAUAUAAUGUCACACAUUAUCUUAAUAUCCACAUUCCGAUAAACAGUAAUCAGCAUGGAUUUCAAGUUGGAAGAAGUACCGAAACAGUUGUACUGGAAUACACAAAAGAAAUAAUCACUAAACUGGAAGAGGGAAAAAGUGUAGUUGGGAUAAAUCUAGAUCUGUCAAGCUGUAACAAGGACCCGAAGUCAGAAACAUCAUAA